AUGUCCGACCGAGACGACGAACAUGCUGCGCUACUCUCCGACGAACUCCUUCCUCUCGCUUCUGGUCACGGCGACCACGGCGCGUCAGACUCCGACCCAUACGCCAUCGUCGAAAACCGGGUGAGGGCCGCCAUGGCUGCCGAGCAUGCCAUGACGCCUCUGGAGGCCAUCCGCGCCUAUCCAUCCGCCAUUUUCUGGAGCUUGGUGGUCUCCAUGUGUGUCAUUAUGGAAGGUUAUGACGCCAUUCUCAUCGGCAACUUCUUCGCCUACCCGGCCUUCGCCGAGAAAUAUGGCCAAUUUAUCGACGACAAAGGGCAGUGGCAGCUCUCCGCCGGCUGGCAGGCCACCCUCGGCAAUGCCAGCACCAUCGGAUGCUUCGCCGGUGUCUUCCUCAACGGCUUCCUCGUCGACACCUUGGGCCAGAAGCGCGUCAUUGUCGCCUCCCUCGCCCUUUUGGCCUGCUUCGUCUGCAUGACCUUCUUCGCCGACAGCAUCGUCGUCCUGAUGUUUGGCCAGCUCUUCUGCGGCGUGCCCUGGGGCAUCUUCGCCUCCUCCGCCCCGGCCUACGCCUCCGAGGUCCUCCCCAUGUGCCUGCGCGUCUACCUGACCUCCUGGACGAACAUGUGCUUCAUCAUCGGCCAGCUCAUUGCCGCCGGUGUCCUCGCCGGCCUCGUUUCCCGCCCCGACGAGUGGGCCUACCGCAUCCCCUUCGCCCUGCAGUGGAUCUGGCCCGCCUUCCUCAUCCCCCUCCUCCUCUUCGCUCCCGAGUCGCCCUGGCAUCUGGUCCGGAAGGGCCGCAUCGACGAAGCCGAGAGCUCCCUGCGCCGCCUGCAGAGCCGCUCGGCCAGGAACGUCAGCGUCGGCGCCACCCUGGCCAGCAUUAUCCACACCAACGAGCAGGAGAAGAAGAUCACCGCCGGAACCCGCUACAGGGACUGCUUCCACGUCAUAGAAUCCCGCCGGACCGAAAUUGCCUGUGUCGCCUUUGCCGGCCAGGUGCUCUCCGGCUCCGCCUUCGCCUACAACUCGACCUACUUCUUCCAACAGGUCGGCCUGAGCACGGAUCAGAUCUACCUGCUCAACAUUGGCGGCACCGCCAUGUCUCUGGUCGGCACCCUCGUCAACUGGUUCGCCCUCAUGCCCUACUUCGGCCGACGCCGCAUCUACAUGAGCGGCCUGUUCGCCAUGAGCGGCAUCCUUUUCCUGGUCGGUUUCCUCAACAUAUGGAACCGGCACCCCGCCAUUGGCAUGAUCCAGGCCUUCCUCACCCUCGUCUGGACCUUCACCUUCCAGCUCUCCCUCGGCCAGCUCGGAUGGUCCAUCCCCGCCGAGGUCAGCUCCACCCGCCUGCGCCAGAAGACCAUCUGCCUGGCCCGCAGCGCCUACUACAGCGUGCUCAUCUUCUCCAACGCCCUGCAGCCCUACUUUAUGAACCCGCAGCAGCUCGACCUCAAGGGCUAUGCCGGUUUCUUCUGGGGCACCACGGCCGCCGCCGUCCUGCUCUGGGCCUUUUUCCGCCUUCCCGAGACCAAGGGCCGGACCUAUCAGGAACUGGACUGGCUCUUUUCCAACAAGACGCCCACGAGGGACUUUGAAACGGCCGAGGUGGCCCUUUUUGACGAUGGCGAUAAGGUGCCGUCAUUGCGCGUCCAUUAA
Sodiomyces alkalinus F11 is the source of this 1656-nucleotide messenger RNA. Its product is annotated as alpha-glucosides permease MPH2/3. Gene Ontology annotation, molecular function: carbohydrate:proton symporter activity. Bases 1 to 1656 code for a protein of 551 amino acids. Lineage: Eukaryota; Fungi; Ascomycota; Sordariomycetes; Glomerellales; Plectosphaerellaceae. The record is from RefSeq and is a predicted model, not a curated record. Gene Ontology annotation, cellular component: membrane. Gene Ontology annotation, biological process: transmembrane transport; carbohydrate transport. The transcript has 2 exons.